Oxyura jamaicensis (ruddy duck) is the source of this 2287-nucleotide messenger RNA. It is a transcript of the gene ASTE1, whose product is annotated as asteroid homolog 1. The coding region runs from base 77 to 2089 and encodes 670 amino acids. The transcript is spliced from 4 exons. Lineage: Eukaryota; Metazoa; Chordata; Aves; Anseriformes; Anatidae. The record is from RefSeq and is a predicted model, not a curated record.
UCCCGCCUCACCCGGCCCCGUCGCUAGGAGCGGCGGCGCAGGCGCCCUGUGAGGGAAGCGGGCGCCCGGCGCCAUCAUGGGCGUCCCGGGGCUGACGGGCUUCGUGGGCGAGCGCGGGGCGUUUUUCACGGAGCUGCGGCUGCGGGACACCAAGCUGGUCAUCGACGGGAGCAGCCUCUACCACCGGCUGUGCUUCGCCUCCGCCGCCGAGUUCCGCCGCGGCGGCGACUACGGCGCCUUGGCGGCGACCGUGCGCCGUUUCUUCGGCAGCCUGCGGGCUUGCGCCGUCGCCGCCGUCGUGGUGCUGGACGGCGGGCGCGGCGCGGCCGAUCGCAAGCUGCCCACGCUGCGGGACCGCGCCGCCGAGCGGCUGCGGGCUGCCCACGGGCUGUCCCGGGGCCAGGGCGGCUGCCUGCUGCCGCUGCUGGCCCGCCACACCUUCGUGCAGGCGCUGCGCCGGCUGCGCGUCCCCUUCGUGCAGUGCUUCGCCGAGGCCGACCGCGAGAUCGCCGCCCUGGCCAGCUGCUGGGGCUGCCCCGUGCUGUCGCUCGACAGCGAUUUCUGCGUCUUCGACCUGCCCGGGGGCUACUGCCCGCUCAGCCGCUUCCAGUGGCAGGAGGUGUGCCCCGGGGACGGGGCGCCGGGCUGCUUCAUCCCCGCGCUGUGCUUCUCCGCCGACAGCUUCUGCGGCCGCUUCGGCCGCCUGCAGAAGAGCCUGCUGCCGCUCUUCGCCGUCCUCUGCGGGAACGACUACGGCGAGGUGCCGGCCCUCCAGGGCUUCUUCGGCAAGCUGCCCCUGCGGGCCGGCAGCCCCGGGGGGCGGCGGGGCAAGCACGGCCUCAUGCGGGGGCUGCUGGAGUGGCUGGCGCAGUUCUCCGGGCCCACGGAGGCCGUGGAGCACGUUGUGAGGCACCUGAAGGAGCACCGGAGGGAAGAGGUGAGGGAGCUCCUGUGGAGCUCCAUGGAGGACUACGCGCUGUCCGACGUGAACCUGGAGGACUUUUUUAAGGGGGGGAAGUAUGAGUGCGAGGCAGCCAGGAACUCGGGGUUGCCCCAGUGGGUGCUUGAUGGCUUGGCGAAGGGUGAGCUGUCUCCGUUCCUCAGCGAUGCCCUGAUCCUAAGAAGUACCUUCCUCCACGUUCAGGUGGAGAACAUGCAGAGGCCUAGCGCGCACAGCACAGCGCUGCCCAUCCGACAGGUUAUCUACGGACUGCUCCUGAAGGCAUCUCAAAGCUCAGAAGAUGCUUCUGCGAGCAAGCAGGCCAACAAGCCUUCAGGCAUAUUUGAAUUCGACAGAAUCCAAAAGACACUUAAAAAAACAUUUGUUCAAGCAGCAAACCUACCCCCGCGUUUUUGCGAUGAUCAUUUUUCUUUGGACAAGUUAACAGAGGUGCCUAUGUCAUGCCGUCGGAUGCUUUUGCUGGAGACUUUAGGAGUGAAAAUGAGUUUCCUAGAAUCUAUCCCCAGUCACUUACAUCUUCCUGUUGCCGUAACCUGUUAUUGGACAUGUUGUUCAGAACCAAAAGUAAAAUUGCUUCAAUUAAAGGCUCUACUUCUAAUGAUAGUAUCCGGAGAACUUGACAGGGUAACUAAUGAUCCAGAUUCCACAGCUUUACAUGAAGAAGAUAACAGUAUUGCAUAUAACCAGUUCCUGAAAUGGAAGGAGAAGAAAUUGCAAAAUAAAGACUUUGAUUUAGAUGCUGCACAUAGUUUUUGCCAGUGGCAGUGCUGCCUUCAGAUGGGAUUGUAUCUCAACCAGCUACUCUCCACUCCUCUCUCUGAGCCAGACUUAAGUAGGCUUUAUAGUGGGACCCUUGUGCACAGUCUGUAUCAAGAGCUUAAAUCAACACCUUCAGUGGAAAACUUGUUCAGUUCAUCUCCAAAAAUGACUCAGCUUUAUCAGGUUUUGUUGAAUGCAGUGAAGUCAAGUGUAUCUCUGUCACCUUCUGAAAGAAGUCUGGAAACCAAAUCUGAGCCCCACAAAAAGAAGAAAGCAUCUAAGAAGACAAAAGCUGUCAGGUGUCCCGUACCAGAAACUCAGUAUUUAUGUGAUGUUAAUAGGUUUGCAUCACUUGGAGUGGAUGACUGAAAGCAUUAUUCCUGGAAUAAUUUUAACUAUGAAGAUUGAAAUUAUGUUUCAAUAAGUGACACUAGUGGAAUUUUCUUUGCUGUUUUCGUACAAGUUCCCAAUUCAUCUUUACCAAGAAGUCGUCCUUCAGGGUUUUAAUAUUUUUGUAAGUGAGGCUCUUAUAAAAGAGGUGCUAUAUGUAAGUUGUAUUGGUUUCUG